This is a messenger RNA of Hansenula anomala, 585 nucleotides long. RefSeq lists its product as uncharacterized. The coding region runs from base 244 to 417 and encodes 57 amino acids. The transcript has a single exon. Lineage: Eukaryota; Fungi; Ascomycota; Saccharomycetes; Phaffomycetales; Wickerhamomycetaceae. The record is from RefSeq and is a predicted model, not a curated record.
GAAUGAUUGGAGCUAUAGUGAAAUGAUGGAAGAGAUCAAAGGGUUACUGAUAUGUUAUCCUUAACUAGUAUACGGACUAGAACUUGGUUGAAUAGUCUUUUAUGACGUUUCAGAGUAUAAUUAUAACUUGGUACGUUUUCAAUCAAGUUUAAUACGGGAAGGAGUGAUGUUCGACACGUUAUACACGAGCUUGAUCUAGUUCCAAUAAGCUCAGCAAAUUCACUACAGAAUAUUUAUGAAAACAUGCUCAGAGCCUCAGAGUAUAGUGGACGAUAUUAUGGGCAUCUUGGUUUGACCAAGCUGGAUACUGAUAAUGUUAAAUAUAUCAUGAGUUCAUGGAGCAGCUUGAAGGUUAAUUCAUGGAUUUGGUAUCUUGUCAAAAAGAAAGAUCGACAGUUGAAUACUCGUCAAACUUGAACUAUCACUUAUUACUUGAUCAACUCCAACCUAGAUGAGGUGAGCUGAAUAAUUUAUAUUGACUCAUGAGCUGAAGGGGCUUAUACAUCAUUGACAGUAACGUCCUAAUAAUAGAUCUCGACCAUUGGUCUUGAUCUAUAACUUAGAAGCUUUAUCCUCUGAGUGGAA